Messenger RNA from Frieseomelitta varia, 2628 nucleotides. RefSeq lists its product as uncharacterized. Gene Ontology annotation, molecular function: zinc ion binding. NCBI's taxonomy places the organism in Eukaryota, Metazoa, Arthropoda, Insecta, Hymenoptera, Apidae. The transcript is spliced from 5 exons. The record is from RefSeq and is a predicted model, not a curated record. The coding region runs from base 284 to 2623 and encodes 779 amino acids.
UUCAUAAUAUGAUAACAUUCUGAGUAUUGUAACGAUGUAUGCUAUAUAGUAUAUGUAUCUGUGAAAUCUUUUUGAAGAAAGAUUUCAGUAUGUGAGUGAGUCCCACUCUCACACUUAUGUAUCAUGUUAGCAUUGAGUAUAGUAGAAGGGAAGAAUGUAAGCAUGAGGCAUAGUGAUGAGUCACGAGUUGUUUGUGCAAGUGUCAACUGAGUGUAAGAAAUUUCAAUUUCUAUGAUUUUGUGCUAGCAAUUUUUGUAAUAAAUAUUAAAAUAAACAAAUAAAGAUGAAUGAUACAGACGUUAACGAUCGUCCGAAAUGGUUGUUAGAAUUGGAAAAUCGAAAAAGAAAGCCCCGAUUGGCACAUGAAGCUGGAGCAGGUGCACUUUGUGUUCUUUGUAAAGCUGCAUGUCCAGGAUUGGAUUUACAUUUUUGGAGAAAAAUUUGUAAAAAUUGUAAAUGCAGCAAAGAUGAUCAUGAUGUUGAUGAUGAUGAUUUUCCGCAAUUUGAUUUGUUAUUUGGGACUUCAAGAAAAUAUAAGAAAAAAUCCAUAUUGUUACAUAUAAAUAAUGAAAAAGAACAUGUAGGAGAAGCAUUCGAAUGGGUACCAGAUACAACAAAAGAACUUGCUGCAGAUUAUAUGAAAGCCUUACCUGUAGAAAAGUUACCUAUUAAGGGAUCAGCUGGAGCAGCUUUGAGAAGACAGUUAUUACAAAAACAGCUUCCUCUUCAUGACAUAGAUUAUAAAACUUGUGAUAAAUUAAGUGAUCAAGAGAAAAAACAAUUUGAAAGGUAUUUAGAAAAUAUAAAAAAAUAUGUGGGACAAGGAACAGUGACAAAAAUAUUAAGUGCUCGUCCAUUUGAUGGAUCACUGAUAACACCUGUGAAUGCGACUGAUAUGCAACAUCUUAGUCCACAAAAUAAACCUAAUGUACCAUCAAGUUUUGUUCAUUUACGUACACCAAGUAGUUUUGCUCCAAAAGGUUCACCCAAGAAGAACUUAUAUGAAAAUUUAAAUAUAUGUAACUUCUCUACUCCUUUAGAAACAAGUAACAGUGGUAAUAUUGAAAAUAUUCCAGUUCUUGAAAAACAUAAUAUAAACAGUGAAGAUGAUAAAAUUAUUAAAGGUAAUAAUCAUAAUAUAACAAAAGACAACUUGAAGUAUUUAAAUGAUGCAGCAGUCACAAAUGUUAAUUCUGAAACUGUAUUAUCUUGGAAUCCAUCAGAAUGUCAUAAGAUAGCAUACAAAGAUGUGCUCAAAAAUCCAUCUACAUCUCUGUUACAUUCAAAACCAAUAAAUGACGAUAUUAAUACCGUAGAAGCUUUGUUGGCAAAUACUUUGCCAUUACAUAGUACAGUACAUGCAAAUGAUAUAGUAAGAAGUACAUUGGAUGAAAAGGGUUUAAUGUAUAUACGCGAAAAACUCACAAAUAAGUAUAGUAAUCAAGAAAAUCAAGGACAGGCGUUAUGCAGUGGUCCGAAUUUCGCAAAAAGUUUAGAUUCGAAUAACUUACUAUGUAAAAAUACUGAUUUUGGAUUACAAAAUGAAAAUAUUUCUACAAACGAAGGAGCUGAUAAAACAGGCACUAUUACUAAUAUAAAAUACCCUGGAAUAUUUUCAUCAAAGGAUAAACUUCAAAAAAUAAAACAGAAUAUUCGCGAUUCUGGACUAAUAAAAGCACAAGUGGAAACAACGAGGACUGAUUCAAAUUUAGUUAACUCUGAUUCUUUGCAUUCUACAGGACCCCUCAAUGUAGAAAAUUUAACAGAAAAUAAGUUACAAAAUCCUUCAAAAUUAACGGAAAAGUUAUUUCCUUUACCGGCAUCAUCGUCACAAACGUAUUUACAGACCUCUGAUAUUAAUAAUUGUCAAGGAAUAGUAAAUAAUUUUACAACACCUUCUACUAUUAUUCAUUCUGAGAAAUUGGAGAAUCAAAUUUUUCCUCAUGAAACUAAUCCUAAAAUAAAACAAUCGGAACAACAUUUUCCAAAUAUGGAACAUCUUAGGAGUAUCACGGAAGAACUAACAAUAGAUUCUAAAUCACAAAAAUGUCAAAAAUGCGAAGAAGGAUUCCGUGUUGGUGAUGUUGCUGUAAUCACAGACAAAGCUAAAAAUGCAGUAUGGCAUCCAGGAUGUUUUACAUGUAGUAUGUGUAAUGAAUUAUUAGCCGAUUUAGUAUAUUUUUAUUAUAAAAAUAAAUUAUACUGUGGUAGAGACUUAGCAACACUCCUAGGAAUUCCUAGAUGUUUUGCUUGUGAUGAACUUAUUUUUGUACGAGAAUACACUGUCGCAGAAGGACAUAAUUAUCAUGUAAAACACUUUUGUUGUUGGGACUGCGAUAUUCCAUUAGCUGGAAAACAAUAUAUCACAGAAAAUGAUUGUCCAUUAUGUCUCUUGUGUUAUCAAAAAACAUAUGCAAAAACGUGUAAUAUGUGUGAGAAGGUAAUUGCUGCUGAUCAACAAGGCGUUGCUGUUAAGGACUUAAAUUUUCAUGCAACAGAAGCUUGCUUCCAUUGUUAUAUUUGUAAUAAAAAUUUGUUAAAUGGCAGAUUUGCUGUUAAAGAGAAAAAAAUAUUUUGUAGCAAGGAAUGCAUUUCAAAUUUUUUACAUCCACAGAUUAAAUAGAUUAA